UUGUAGCCAAAAACUAUGGAGAAAUUCUUGCAACUGUUUCCCAAACAAUGACACACAUGUCGCUAGUUGCUUUCAUCUUCGAGCCAUAUAUAACCAACCCCCAUUGGUAGUUUUCGAUCAACACAAUCUCUUUGCCUCAUCAACUUCCAUCCUACUUGUUUAAACAACAAAACAUCAAUCCCAGAAAUACAAUAUGAACAACUCUCAGAGCGCAGAAUUCCAAGCCGGCCAGACCAAGGCCCAAGCUCAGGAAAAGGGCAGUCAGAUGAUGGACCAAGCUAGCCAUGCUGCACAGUCUGCCAAAGAGUCGACACAACAGGCUGGACAGCAGAUGAGGGAAAAGGCACAAGAAGCAACUGAUGCAGUGAAGAAUGCAGCUGGAGCCAACAAAUGAACUCUUUCUGUUCUACCUCCACCC
This is a messenger RNA of Cynara cardunculus var. scolymus (artichoke), 418 nucleotides long. RefSeq names its product stress-induced protein KIN2-like. The transcript has 3 exons. The record is from RefSeq and is a predicted model, not a curated record. The coding region runs from base 194 to 394 and encodes 66 amino acids. Lineage: Eukaryota; Viridiplantae; Streptophyta; Magnoliopsida; Asterales; Asteraceae.